GGAGUAUACAUUCAUAACCUUCAGUGUGAUCAUCUUUUAUAAGAUAAAGGAUGAGCCGUAUAUAUAUAUAUAUGAACAUCCACCAACCAAGGACUUAACUAAUAAAAGCUAAAGUAAAAUAUGGCCCAAUUACUUUCUUAUCCAAACAUUCUUCCAUUAUAUUUUCCCAUUAUGUCUACAAAAAGAUUAAGGCAUUAUGGACUCAUUAAAGAAUCAAUGAACAUAUUAAACUCUCAUGACUAUUUCAUAACAGUUCUCACCGAGUAGAUUUAUAUUACAUGUAUGAAAUGUUUUAGGAAAUCGAUCCAGCUGAUCUGAACUAAAUGAGUUCAAUUUCAUUUUUAAACAAUAUUUGCAGGUAUCUUGAAAUGACAGUCAUCCAGGUGUGGUGAGAAAAAUGAGCAAUAUUAUGAUGAUGAGCAAUAAACAGUCAUCAUGUCUGUUGCUGUGGCAGUUGUUUGAUGUUGUUUUACUGUUGCUGUUUCAGCAUGUAUUUUUAUCAGUUUUACGUCAUUCGUUCAAUGAAACUGCAAUUUCCUAUACAGGAUAUGAACAGUUUCACAUAAUUCAUUUCUGGUCUUGGCUUAGUUUGAAUGUAAUAAUAUUGACAGAGAUAUUGAUUCAGUUUUAUUUACAUUUUAGUUUUAAAGUAGAUCAGAAACUAUUUAUAAGUCAGUUUGCUCAAAUUUAAACCAAACACAGUCAUGUUUGUAUGUUAUCUGUUUCAUAUAAAUUAUUUUGACUUCACACCUUACAAUACCUUUUCAGCCCACAUAAACUGAUUACAUAAGCUUGUGAUGCCAGUGCCCUUAUCACUGUUCUCCUCUCAGUUAACAUGAGUUUACACAAAAUGAUAGGUGAGAUAUCGUGUCAGUGGCUAGGGUGGAUUGAGAAGACAAAGUUCAUUGUGUAGUCCACACAGAUGACAUGAUACUGCAGGAGAGAAUCUGGCUCCUUGUGCUCUGCUUCCGUCCGCGUGCAACACACAUCUCUGAGCUGGAUUGCUCCCGCAAUAGAAAAGUGUUUUCCAACCAGCCAAUAUGAAGAGUAUCCUGAAGGGCAAUAAUUACGAGGCGCCUGAAGCUGGUGCGAGUAACACUAUCGGAGCUGUACGCUGGAAUCUUCCUGAUGAAGAUCUUCAGGCUCACAGCUCAGUUCCUAGCAAGAGCACUCAUAGUCCUAAACAAAAGGACCUGAAGGAUCUCCGCAGCCUGCAGGAAUGCAUUACAUUUAUCACUCAGUGGAAACAGGAGGUGGAACAUGUCUGCAGGCCUCGCUCCAGUGCAGACGAAGGCCCAAAUAUCAGUGUGCAUGCAGAGCCACAUAGUAUGGAGCAAUGCCGCAAACUCAUCCUUAAGUGGGCACAGGAGCUCAAGAAAGUUGAUGAUUUGUUUAGUGAGGGCACAUGGCGACAACAAAGAGAUGCAUCUUGGGAGCAGAAAGAGAACAAGGUUGAUUCUGCCAUGCAUAUGAAGCAGAAGAUCAUGGAAUGGGCUACAGAGCUACAGACUGUGUCCGAGCGCUGUGGUGUGAUGAGGCAAGAUUUAGCCCGUUUUCUGAAGCAGCUGGAACUGAAGAAGAGGAAAAUCUUGACUCUGUUCCCUUUUUUGGAAUUCAUUACUUGGUCUCUACUGAAACAGGACAGCCAGGGUGUUGUUCCACAGCUAUGGCUCCUCAGCAAACAGCGUACCUGGAAAACAGAGACACCAAAGUACAUUCCAAACUCAGUAUGGAGAUGGAUCCGCAGUGCUUCAGUGGACAUCACACUGGACCCUAUGACAAGCCACCCAUGGCUGCAGCUCUCUGAUGACAAGAGAAAGGUACAGGAAGCUCUCAAUGAAACUGAAGUGUCCUACAGUACCCAGCGCUUCGACAGCUGGCCGUGUGUCCUGGGCUGGGAAGGGCUCACUUCCAGUCGGUACUAUUGGGAAAUUGAUAUUGCCAACAAUGGCUACUGGCGUAUUGGAGUGACCACUGCAUCCUCCAGAAGGAACGGCCGGUGUCCCAUGAACCCCUCUGAGGGCUUCUGGACAAUAUGGAGAAGCACACGGCAGUUUUAUGCAUGCACCAAGCCAGAAACCGAGCUACCUCUGUCACUUGUGCCCAAAAAGCUGGGAGUGUACCUGGACUAUGAAGAAGGACAGGUGUCUUUCUAUAAAGUAGAGACACGCUCACAUAUCUUUACCUUCAUCGCAAAUUUCCGUGAAAAGUUGUACCCGCUUUUCGCACCACUGGAUGGACGCACACUUAUCACACUGUCCUCCACAGAAGUCACUCCAGAGGUGUCUUCUCAUGAAAGUUUACAAUUCUUUUAACUUGACAAAUGUUUUAAUAGGGGACUAAUGAUGAGGACCAAUAAGCUGCCCUUUUAGUGCUUCGGGCUCAAGAGCAUAUUGGAAAAGUGGAUAAAAUGAUUACAAUCGUCAUAUCUAAAGGAUGAGAUCCUGUGGAUACUGUGUUUUG
Carassius auratus (goldfish) is the source of this 2463-nucleotide messenger RNA. RefSeq names its product E3 ubiquitin-protein ligase TRIM39. The record is from RefSeq and is a predicted model, not a curated record. NCBI's taxonomy places the organism in Eukaryota, Metazoa, Chordata, Actinopteri, Cypriniformes, Cyprinidae. The coding region runs from base 1041 to 2315 and encodes 424 amino acids. Gene Ontology annotation, molecular function: protein binding. The transcript has 10 exons.